This is a messenger RNA of Trichechus manatus latirostris (Florida manatee), 3898 nucleotides long. It is a transcript of the gene ZNF175, whose product is annotated as zinc finger protein 175. The record is from RefSeq and is a predicted model, not a curated record. The coding region runs from base 252 to 2261 and encodes 669 amino acids. Gene Ontology annotation, biological process: regulation of DNA-templated transcription. The transcript is spliced from 5 exons. Lineage: Eukaryota; Metazoa; Chordata; Mammalia; Sirenia; Trichechidae.
ACCGGAGUGGCCCGUAGCGACAAUUUCACUAAUGUGGCCACCAGUUUCUAACCUAUAUGGCGCUUGAGGAAUGCUGAAGUGAUUUGGGGUGGUCGUGAUAGCGGUUCUGUGCAGUCAGUUAUGGGAGGUCGGCUUGAGGGUGUCUUGGCAUCUCUGCAGAGCCCUUGGAUCUGGCUGCAUCAUUGAGGUUCCAGGAUCUCCCUUCUCAGCUCAGCCCACCUCUCCCCAGCAGCUCUGGUUGGAGCCUCCAGAUGCCCACCCAGCUUCAGGAUCCUGGGAGAAGUGGAGUGGUCAGCAAGAGAGACCAGAAGUUGAAGCCCAGCGGGGCCAUGCCUAUUGAUAUGAAUUUGCCCUGGAGGCCCCAGGUCCUAGGUCCGGAGGAGCAGGACAAAUCAUAUAAGGUAUGUGGUGUUAAGGGACCAGUGUCAUUCGAGGACGUGACUGUGGACUUCAGCAGGGAGGAGUGGCAGCAGCUGGACCCUGCCCAGAGACACCUGUACCAGGAAGUGAUGCUGGAGAAUUACAGCCACUUCCUGUCCAUGGGAUAUGACCUUCCCAAACCAGAGGUCAUCUUCAGGUUGGAAAAAGGAAAGGAGCCAUGGGUAGUGGAGCUUAAACUCCCAUAUUGGAGCUGUCGAGCUGAGGAGUUUGGACUUGAAACCCCGCAAUGGGAAAUUUCUGAAAAGGCUGCAUUUUACAGUGAGGUGGUGGAUGAAGUGACAAGAGACAGUUCAUGGUGUUCCAUUUUGGAAGAACUGUGGCAGGAUGCUGACCAGAGAAAGAGAGAUCAGGAAAAUAAAAAUAAGCCUGCGCAUCGUGGUGCUACCCUCAACAAGCAAAGAUUGAAUAUAGAGAGAGAUUGUGACUAUAAGGGCACUGGAAAAAUCAUUCAUGUGAGGCCCCACCUGGUUACUUCACAAAAACAACCUCUUAGAUCCUGCUCAUUUGCAAAGUCUUUGAAGCAUAAUGUAGAAGUAAAUAGUCAAAAUGAAAGUAAUACCACAAAACACCUUGAAAAGAGUAUUGGAUCUAGUCACCUUUUAACGCAUAGCUCUUCUAAUAGUACCUGUAAGAAUAUUCAAACAGAAGAGAACUUCUGUGGAGAUAAUCAAAGUAGAAAAGUCCUCAGCCAUAAACAAGCACUCAUGCAUCAUCAAAUUCACACUGGGGAGAAACCCAAUGAAUGUACUGAGUGUGGGAAAUUCCUCCCCCAGAAGUCAUCCCUCCUUACCCAACAGAGAAUUCAUAGUGUAGAAAACCUACAUGAAUGCAGCAAAUGUGGAAAAGCCAUCACUCCUAAGCCACAACACGGUGUUUAUCUGUCAGUUCAUACAGGUGAAAUACCUUAUAUAUGUACUGAAUGUGGGAAGGUCUUCAUUCAGAGGUCAGAAUUCAUUACACACCAGAAAACUCACACUAGAAAGAAGCCCUAUAAAUGCCAUGAGUGUGGAAAAGCUUUUUGCCAGAUGUUAUCUCUCUUCAGACAUCAGAGAAUUCAUACUAGAGAAAAACUCUAUGAAUGUAGUGAAUGUGGGAAAGGCUUCUCCCAGAAAUCAGACCUCAAUAUACAUCGGAAUAUUCAUACAGGAGAGAGACAGUAUGCAUGCAGUGAAUGUGGGAAAGCCUUCUCCCAGAAGUCAACGCUUAGCAUGCACCAGAGAAUCCAUUCAGGAGAGAAAUCCUAUGUGUGUAUUGAAUGUGGGCAAGCCUUCAUCCAGAGGGCACACUUGAUUAUACAUCAAAGAACUCACACUGGAGAGAAGCCUUAUCAGUGCAGCAGCUGUGGAAAGUCCUUCAUCUCCAAGUCCCGGCUCCAUGCACAUGAUCGAAUUCAUACAGGUGAGAAACCUUAUGAAUGUAGUGACUGUGGAAAAGCCUUCUCUCAAAAGACACACCUCAAUAUACACCAGAAAAUUCAUACUGGAGAAAGACAACAUGAAUGCAGAGAAUGUGGGAAAGCCUUCAACCAGAAAUCAAUACUCAUCAUGCACCAGAGAAUUCACACUGGAGAGAAGCCUCACCAAUGCAGUGACUGUGGGAAAGCCUUCAUUUCCAGGGCACAACUCAGAGAGCAUCAGAGAAUUCAUACGGGAGAGAAACCCUAUGUGUGCACUGAAUGUGGGAAGGCCUUCACUGGCAGGUCAAAUUUCAAUAGACACAAGACAACUCAUACAGGAGAUAAAUCUUACAAAUGCAGUGAUUCUGAGAAACGCUUUGCCCAGAAAUCAAUUCUCAGUAUGCAUCAGAGUAUUCAUAAAUGAGAUAAACUCUGUUUCUUGAAUAGAAGGAAAUCUUCUCGUAAGUGUCAGAUCUAAUGAUAUUAUAGAAUUCAUGCUUCAGAAAAAAACUCCAGGAAUGCAUUGAAUGUGCAAACACAUCACGAAGUCUCACGUUUUAUGUGAAGGAAAUUAUUCCGAAAAGAACUUUUAAGAAUACAUUGAAAGAAGGGAAUUGUUACUAUUUUUACUAUGCUUGUUAAGGAUUAUAAAAUUCAAUCCUGGCUAAUAUAUUGGGAAAAGCCUUUGUAUAGAAAGUAUUACCAGGAAGAUUGUUACCAGAUUAUUUAUAGGAAAGUUUGUUUUAAAUUAUAUUAAUGAUAACCCUGUUUAUUGUGGAAUAUUAAAUUUAUUUUAAGUGCCAGCAACCUGAAUGAUAUACUCUCAGUUCUGUAGUUUGCUGCAGAAUUCACUGCAUAACAGCAGCUGCAGGUGGGUUUUAGGCACUGAUGGAUGAAUUGAGGAACAAAAAGCAUAUAAUAAUGCAGAAAACAAAUAGCUAAAUGGCAGAAGUAAGUCUAUCCUUAUUAGUAAUUACUUUAAAUACAAAUAGAUUAAACUCUCCACUUUAAAAAGGCAGAAAUUGGCAGAAUGGAUGUUAAAACAUGCCAAAAGGUGGAAAACCCAAGUGCACAUCAACAGAUGAAUGGAUGAAGUUCUGAUAGAUGUUACAACAUGGAUGAACCUUGAAAACAUUAUGCUAAGUGAAAUAAGCCAGACAGAAAUGGAUUAAUGGGUAUGGAGUUUCUGUUUGAGGAGAUGAAAAAUUUUGGAACUGUAGUGGUGAAUGCAUAACAUUAUGAAUGUAAUUAAUGCCACUGAAUUGUACAUUUAAAAAUGGUAAAUCUUGUUAUAUAUAUUUUAUCACAAGAAAAAAAUAGUUACAAAAUUGUAUAAGAUUUUCACAUUUUAAUGUGUAUGAAUUUUACUUAAAAGAACUAAGAAAAUAAAACAGAAUGGGGGUGGGAAGUGGGUAGAGGUAGAGAUGAAACAAGAAUGUCAGAAUGUUGAUAUUUUUUGAAACUGGGAGAUGGGUACUUGGGUAUUCAUUAUAUUACUAUCUUGUGUAUCUUUUUAACUUUCCAAAAUUAAAAGUUAAAAAAAAUUUUUUUUUAAUACCAUUAUAACUACAUCGGAGAAACAGAAUAGCAUAAUCUUUAAGUGGACAGGCUCAGGAGCCACGUUCUUGGAUUUGACUCCUGGCUCUAAUCUACUCUCUGCAAACUUUACUUAUUUGUCCUGACUUUCUCACCUAUAAAAGGAAGAUUAUAAUAUUACCUAUCUUACCAGUAUAUUGUGAGAAGUAAAUGAGCCAGUGUGUGCUAAGCACUUAGAACUGUGCAUGAGAGAAUAAGUGUUGAUGAAAUUUAGUUGGACCCCUUGUCUCUGAAACUGCCUGGGUUCCUCUUUGAUGGGAGUGGACGUGAGGGGUGAGAUUUUAGUCCAUUGGAAGUCUUUUCUAAAUAGGUGAGGAUGUCUGGGAUGUGCACAAACAUCCUGCUCCCAGGAUCCCUUCAAGGAGAAUGAGGGGCCAAUACAACUGGUCAGAAGCAUGAUCUGAGAAUGUUUCUGGGAAUGGAGGCUUCUCAUGCCCGGUAAUGUGCUGGGCUUUGGAGAGCACA